Syngnathoides biaculeatus (alligator pipefish) is the source of this 3635-nucleotide messenger RNA. It is a transcript of the gene wwp2, whose product is annotated as WW domain containing E3 ubiquitin protein ligase 2. Gene Ontology annotation, molecular function: protein binding; ubiquitin protein ligase activity. The transcript has 24 exons. The record is from RefSeq and is a predicted model, not a curated record. Bases 491 to 3175 code for a protein of 894 amino acids. Gene Ontology annotation, biological process: ubiquitin-dependent protein catabolic process; protein K63-linked ubiquitination; negative regulation of transcription by RNA polymerase II. NCBI's taxonomy places the organism in Eukaryota, Metazoa, Chordata, Actinopteri, Syngnathiformes, Syngnathidae.
GUGCUGUGAUAGCAUGGCAGUCGCCAGUGUGACCAGACCUGGUGGCUACACUACUGAAAAAUCUCAGUUGAUAUUAAAAGAUGAUAUCUCUCACAGUGGACAUGGACCUACGAUGAAAAUUUCAGACCCCUCCAUGAUUUGGGGUCCAGGCUCCCCUUUAAAGAUAGGGUGAGAAGCACAGUCAUCCGGGAGAGGCUCAGAGAAGAGCCGAGAAACCAGAUCAGGGAGUUGCUUGGGGGAUCUGAUAAGUAUGCCAUCAGAAUGGCUCAAUGGUGAGUUGUUCCGAACACUUUGCAGCCGGACGAGACCCCAAGGAUGACCCAGGUCACACGAAAGACACUAUAUCUCGCAUCUGUUCUAUCAAAACCUUGGGAUCCCCUUGGCAGUGUUGGAUGAAGAGGCUGGGGAAACGGAAGUCUGGACAUCCCUGCCAAAGUUACUGCCCUAAUCUGACAUUGUGAUAUGAUGAAUGGAUGGAACGCUGGAAUAAAUGCCAAUGUUUACUGCAAUAAAAUUUUCCUCUAAUUUGUUUGUAGUGGUGUCGGCAAAGCCUCGGACUCCCAAGCUCCCAACCCAUCAUUCUCUGCUCAGCGCCUUUGUAGAGGUGAUUGCAGAUGGCCUCCCAAGUGAAACCAAAAAGACAGCCAAACGCACUGGACUAGAUCUACAAUGGAAUGAGGACCUCAUGCUAAAUGUGACGCCUCAGAGUUGUCUGGAUCUGAAGCUGUGGACCUGCCACACAAUCACGAGAGAGUUACUGGGCAGUGCUACAAUCAAUAUGAUGGACACUUUGCGCAUGCACAAUGGCAAGAUGGAGAAUGUCCAACUAAGUUUGGUACUACAGACUGAGAACAAAGACUCAGUUGUAGUGGGAGUUGAGCUCAACAUCUGUCUGGAUGGCAUGGUUGUUGACCUGGGCUCACUGCCCAAUGGUUGCACAGCAGCAGACGAAAUAUUUCAAUCUGAUCAACCCAGCCUGAGGAGGGGACAGAGUGAAGAGAUUCCCAGUGUUGCAGAAACUCAAACAACCUUAGAAUCCAUCAGGCAGUUUCACUCCAAAUCACCAGGAGCAUUUAGUGCCAGAAGGAGCAACCGAAACUGUGUGGGUGGUUUGCAGGGCAGCUCCCCAGGGUCCUCCAGAGCUGUGUCUCUUCUGAAUCGAGAAGCAAAUGUUGAGAGUAAUGUUGAACCAGGUUCUCCUGGCCGUCGUGAUGCCUUCAAAAUUAAAGUCAUCCCUGUAAACAGUACAGAUAAAGUAGAGCUUAUAUCCAAUGGGCUGGAGUCCAGCUUUGUGUGUCACACCCAUCCAGCAUUAGAUCCGUCCGAUGCAACCAGCAGCAAUACCCAGUGUUUAGAACAGCAAGAUGGCCUGGGUUUGGUAGGACCAACAGCGCUUGACCUGGCUCCCGCUUCCAGUACAGGGCAGGCGCGCAAUAACACCACUGAACAACAAUCAGAUUCACUCCCCACUGGAUGGGAGCAGAAGGUGUUGCCUCAUGGUAGAGUUUACUACGUAGACCACAACACUAAAACCACGACGUGGGAGAGGCCGCUACCAACAGGCUGGGAAAAGCGUGUGGACCAGCGAGGGAGGUUCUACUACGUUGACCACAACACUCGAACCACCACAUGGCAGAGGCCCACUGCAGAGUCUGUGCGCAACUAUCAACAAUGGCAGAGCCAACGCAACCAGCUGCAGGGUGCAAUGCAUCAGUUCAGCCAGCGCUUCCUCUACCAGCUGUGUAGUGCUCCUGUUGAAAAUGACCCUCUGGGCCCAUUGCCUCAUGGAUGGGAGAAACGCCAGGAUAAUGGCAGAAUGUACUUUGUCAAUCACAACACACGAACAACGCAGUGGGAUGACCCACGAACCCAAGGGAUGAUCAAGGAGCACCCUUUGCCCCCGGGCUGGGAGAUGAAGUACACCGCAGAGGGCGUUCGAUAUUUUGUGGACCACAAUUCCCGCACUACCACCUUUAAAGACCCACGUCCUGGGUUUGAGUCAGGGUCACGGCAAGGCGGUUCACCUGGUGUCUAUGAUCGCAGCUUCAGGUGGAAAUACCACCAGUUUCGCUUCCUAUGCCAUUCUAAUGCUUUGCCAAGCCAUGUGAAGAUCUCUGUGUCCAGACAGACUUUGUUUGAGGACUCAUUUCAACAGAUCAUGAAUGUGAAGCCGUAUGACCUCCGCCGGAGACUCUACAUCAUCAUGAGGGGAGAGGAGGGCCUUGACUAUGGUGGCAUUGCCAGGGAGUGGUUCUUCCUCCUGUCCCAUGAGGUUUUGAAUCCCAUGUACUGUCUGUUUGAGUAUGCUGGCAAGAGUAACUACUGUCUCCAGAUCAACCCAGCCUCUUCUAUCAACCCAGAUCACCUCAUGUACUUUCGCUUCAUUGGACGGUUCAUAGCUAUGGCUCUCUACCAUGGGAAGUUUAUUGACACAGGCUUUACGCUUCUAUUCUACAAGCGAAUGCUGGACAAAAAAAACACACUGAAAGACUUGGAGUCCAUUGAUCCUGAGUUUUAUAACUCCAUCAUGUGGGUUAAAGAGAACAGCUUGGAGGAAUUUGGUGUGGAGCUCUAUUUUGCACAGGAUGUGAAGAUCCUUGGGAAAUUGUCCACCCACCAACUGAAGGAUGAUGGAGAGAACAUAUUGGUUAAUGAGGAGAAUAAGGAGGAGUAUGUCAGCUUGCUGACAAAUUGGAGGUUCACACGUGGGGUGGAGGAACAAACCAAAGCUUUCUUGGAUGGCUUCAAUGAGGUGGUUCCCCUGGAAUGGCUUCGCUACUUUGACGAGAAGGAACUGGAGCUGAUGCUCUGUGGGAUGCAGGAGAUUGAUUUAGUCGACUGGCAGAAGAACACCAUCUACCGACAUUACACCAAGAACUCCAAACAGAUCCACUGGUUCUGGCAGGUGGUGAAGGAGAUGGACAAUGAGAAGAGAAUUCGUCUCCUUCAAUUUGUUACAGGAACCUGUCGUCUGCCGGUUGGAGGCUUCGCUGAGCUUAUCGGAAGUAAUGGUCCGCAGAAGUUCUGUAUUGACAAAGUUGGGAAGGAGACUUGGCUUCCAAGAAGCCACACAUGCUUUAAUCGCUUGGAUCUCCCGCCUUAUAGAAGCUCGGAUCAACUGCGAGAGAAACUAAUGUUUGCUAUUGAGGAGACAGAGGGAUUUGGACAGGAGUGAUCAUCCAAGCAAAUACAACCUGGAAAUUAAUGAUUGAGCUGGCCACUGUUUUGUAGUUGCAUUUUCUUAAAAGAAGAGGUCAUCAAGCCCGACACUUUCAUCAUGGAUCAUGUAUAGAUGGUAUGGAGAGUGUUAGGGCUGUGGGUUCUCCCCUCUGGCUGCUGGUGGGGACAGUGGGGGCCAUUUGGCACAGAUUUUUAUUUGUAUCUCUCGCUCCCCUUACCACAUCUCAUGAUCGAGCAAAAGUCAGACCAGAUGAUAUGCAAUGGAGUGUGAUAUCCAUUCAAGAGAAAUAAAUGAGUUUUUGAAGGUGUGCAAGGGAGCCAUUGUUGAAUGUUAAGCGAAUUUGAUUGCAUCUUUCCAGAGCAGAAACAAAACUCAAACUGAAGAUGUUCUUAUUUUGUCCUGUUAUUACGAAUGCUGAUUUUCUUGUACAUGAAUAAAAUAUUUCAAUGUUGAA